AUGCUUCGCACCCUGGACGUGAUCUUGCAUCGGGGCCAAGACGUAUUGGCCAUCUAUCCGACUGGGUCUGGUAAGAGUACGCUCAUUUGGCUACCAUCGUUGCUUUCCGAGGGGGUUACCGUCAUGAUUUCUCUUCACCAGCGCCUCACUGAAGACAUUUUGCCUACUGCCGCGCGAACCGGUCUGAAUGUGGUCCGGUACAGCGCAGAUCUUACGAUUGGAGCCUGCCCUCGACUCGUCUACGUUGCGGUCGAAAACAUCACCUCGGACCAUUUUUGCGAAUUCAUCAAGUCGCUUCAUGCCGCCAAGAUGCUCGACCGCAUCGUUAUCGACGAGGUUCAUACGGUUCUUCUUCAAGUCAACUUUCGGCAGAAACUCAGAGCGCUG
This is a messenger RNA of Filobasidium floriforme, 387 nucleotides long. RefSeq lists its product as uncharacterized. The record is from RefSeq and is a predicted model, not a curated record. Gene Ontology annotation, biological process: double-strand break repair via homologous recombination. Gene Ontology annotation, molecular function: 3'-5' DNA helicase activity; nucleic acid binding; ATP binding. The annotation marks the transcript as partial. Lineage: Eukaryota; Fungi; Basidiomycota; Tremellomycetes; Filobasidiales; Filobasidiaceae. Gene Ontology annotation, cellular component: chromosome; nucleus; cytoplasm. The transcript has a single exon.